AUGAUUAAAAGUCUAUCUCAGAGAUUCUUCAUUCGAAGGAGAAGGUCGCCGACUGCCAAUUUUUGGCAUCGCGUACCGAUUGCUUCAAACGAUUCCAGAUACCGCUUCCAGUAUCAUUCACGAUCCCUCCAACUCCAUUCACCUGAAAUAGGUGUGGCUCCGCCUCCGAUAUUCACAAAUCCAUUCAGGAGUGGUGUAUAUUAUCGUAGCGUAUUGGAGGUGGCUCCUACAGAUAAGAAUGCUGUUCCUAUGCCUCAAGGGCAGGAUUUGAAGCCGACUCCGAUAUUCGCAAAUACAUUCAGGAGUGGUGUAUCUUCUCGUAGCGUGUUUAAGGCGGCUCCUACAGAUCCGAAACCUGUUCCUAUGCCUCAAUGGCAGGAAUCGAAGCCAACUCCUACAGAUACGAAACCUGUCCCUAUGCCUCAAUGGCAGAAAUCGAAAGUGUGGAACAAGAUAUUCAAUCCAUACUUUGACCUCAAAAGAUACGAGCCAACACCUGAUGAUAAUAACUAUGUACCUCUGUGGGAUAUUGCACCUGGCUGUAUUCUUUUUCUUCCACAUGGGCAUCGCUUGGCUCCAAAGUCCAUUGAAGAGAUCUCAAAAUAUGGCAGUGUCGAAAUGUGUGGCCAUCAUGUUGUGGUUUUGGCUGUCGAUAUCAAAGGUGUCGACGAAGCCACGAUUGGCGUGGCAACCAUUAGGAGCUACUCCCAACAUAGAGAUAUGUGUCGAUUCCUUGGGAUGGAUUGGUUUGACACAACACACUUUGUGAUAGAACAGAGAGGAAUUAAUGGAUUACCUCGACUAGAUGAGUUCAACAUAAAAAUGCUCCGGUUAUAUAAAACCCCCAUGUCAAAUAUACAAAAAAACAAACGACAAUUUGUUGCUGCGGACAGGAUCUUGACCGUUCCGUACCAAGAGUUAAUGACCGAAGUUAAGUUCAAACCCGAAAGGGCGUGGUGGCCCUCAUGCGCUCUAGAUGGUUGGACCAGGCGGGUUAUCAAAGAAGACUUCAAGCAAAUCUGUGAUAUCAUCGGCUUCACACCUGAUCCUUGGGUCACCAGUGGUCCUUACAUGUGGAAGGAUUUUGUCAGGAAAACUGGAAUCAACACAUUUGGCUUCGAUCUCGAGGAUCCCGCGCUCUACGACGAGAAGGCCUUCUUCAGACAAAUGUGGAAAGAAGGAGAGGAGAAAUUUGAUGAAAAUACUUCCAAACGUUUGAAAGUUGACCUGCGUUCAACGUUUGAUGAUUCGCCAUUAGGAUGGUCUUCGGACCGUUUUCCGUAUAAAAGUAAUAAACAGGAUACACUCGUACGGAGGUGGACGGUACCGUCAAAAGACGACAUAAACCUUAUUCAUCAAUAG
Sclerotinia borealis F-4128 is the source of this 1362-nucleotide messenger RNA. NCBI's taxonomy places the organism in Eukaryota, Fungi, Ascomycota, Leotiomycetes, Helotiales, Sclerotiniaceae. The record is from the annotation of a GenBank genome assembly.